Daphnia carinata is the source of this 779-nucleotide messenger RNA. RefSeq lists its product as uncharacterized. The transcript has 2 exons. The record is from RefSeq and is a predicted model, not a curated record. NCBI's taxonomy places the organism in Eukaryota, Metazoa, Arthropoda, Branchiopoda, Diplostraca, Daphniidae. Bases 1 to 648 code for a protein of 215 amino acids.
AUGCAGCUUAAAUCUUAUGCAUUUUGUGGAUUAUUUUUGUUUUCUGUUAUUUUCCAAAAUUACUCUGCCGACGGCCAGCAACAAGACAGUAGCAAACUCGAUUCUAAUGAACAUCAUCGUUCACCCAGGUCGAUUUUCCUCGUUAAAAAGGUAGUUGUGGCUGGCGCUAUUGGACUUCUCGCUGGUCUUGUGAUUGGCCACAAGAAAGCUAGAGAGAAAAAUCACAUCCAAGCUUGGAAUGUUCACAACUACAGAAAGAGAUCCGUCGGUGACGUUAACGAAGAUAAUGAUACUAAUCCUGAUUACAACGAUUCCGAGUUGCUUCGAGUUGCAAAGAUUUUCGAUCAACUCGGUUGUGGUGGCCGUCUCGUCUGCGAACUGCACCAGCAAAAGCAAGAGGACCUUAAUGACACUGGGCUCAAAAUCGUCCAGCUGUUUGGUGACAAACAACCACCGACUGUUGAUCAAUUGAAGACCGAACAGAAAGCCGUUUUACAAUAUGCGGCCUUCGUCGGAGCAACUUUUCCCAAGGAUUUGAAAAUCUGUUCACGUUUGUUUCCACGUUGUCCGAUCGCCGAGCAGGCACUAUCACAUGCCUUCAGCAAUGCAAAUGUACGUCCUCAGGUUGCUGAAAAGCGUUUAGCAUAAUAGCUUUAAGCUUCGGAAAGCGCCAACGUUUGUUGAAAAUGCAUUUCAACGAUAUUUCGUUACGAAACCAAACCUAAGAUUAAUAUAAUAUAUUACGAUAAUAAUUCCUAAUGAUUGCCUGCGGCAUUUAA